Ectocarpus sp. CCAP 1310/34 is the source of this 1266-nucleotide messenger RNA. The record is from the annotation of a GenBank genome assembly. NCBI's taxonomy places the organism in Eukaryota, Phaeophyceae, Ectocarpales, Ectocarpaceae.
AUGCUAUCCCGAUCGGACGACUCGCCUGCGUCGGAGGGAGGCUCGCCUUUCGACGGCUGGGGGGCGGGGAAGAACCGUCGGGGCACAGGGAGAACAGACUCCAUCUUUACUCAAGGCCGUAACGACCCAGGAGUUGAAGCGGCUGUACAAGAGAAACUUGCGACUCUCAUCUCUAGACGAGGCCCUGAGCUGGAAGCCCUGCUGCUCUUGCGGGACCCAGAACGUUCCGGGAGCAUCUCGGUGAAGACAUUCUCGGAAUGCCUACGGGCGUGGGUUUCGAGCGACAGCGAACAUGGCGGUGGUGGCACCGGCACACGGGGGGGCAAGCGUGAAGGACCAAGCCAGGCGGCAGAGUUAACUCAUGCCGACCGCAAGGUUUUGUACAGGCGGUGGGCGGUGCGUGGACAGGUGAGGUACGUCGAUUUCCUGGGCGCGAGCGGGUGUUUCAACGCCCCGCUGCCCCGCUACUCCGAGAUCAGCACGGCUGUCGCUGCCGCACCCGCUGCGCCUGCCGCUCCGGUGGUCGCCGACAAACCUGCACGGCACCCUGUCACCGGGAAAAGGGCUUCCGGAAGGCUACCGUCCGGGGACAAAGCGGGCAUGCAUGCGAGGAACGCUGAUGCGGGGGAAGAGGAGACGGAUCUCUUCGCAAGGGCGAGGGUCGUACUCGUGCAUCUAUCGGAGGUGUUGCGAGACGAGGGGGAGGAAGCGUACUUUGCCGCAUUUGAGGCGCAGGACUACGGCAACUACCGGUGUCUAGAUGAGGACGGCUUCGUCAAUGCCAUCGAAACCCUCGCUCCAGAGGUGACGGCGGAGCAAGUGCACGACGUUUUCCUCGUGAGAUCACGGAUAGAAGGAAGCGAUGACAAGGCUAACUACGACGAGCUCUUCAAGCUUGGUUGCGCUUUCCCAUACCCCUCACCACGGCCGUCCAUUACCGCCCGCAAGGACUUGCGAAAGCUGGCUCAGAUCGGAGGUUUCCAGUCGGGGGAUGCUGUGGAACUCAGAGUUGAAUCGCGGGGGGGUCGCGUGGACUGGGUCCCUGCCCAGGUGGUGUCAAGAGACGGGGAUGGCACCUUCACCGUUCGAUUCAGGUCUCCGACAAAGGUCCCAGGCGCAACAGGUGCCCGUAUGAAGGAAUCCGGUGUGUCCGAGUCCGACAUGAGAGAGGUACGUGAGAAUAAUGGGGGUGAUACGCACGCCGAGUCGCUGUCCAUCCGUAGAAUUACCUAUGACGUUGAACCCUAUCCAGGAACGUGCGAUUGA